Molecule: messenger RNA, 742 nt
Organism: Colletotrichum godetiae
Lineage: Eukaryota; Fungi; Ascomycota; Sordariomycetes; Glomerellales; Glomerellaceae
Product: cytochrome c oxidase subunit VIa
Exons: 5
Coding region: 234-617 (127 amino acids)
Biological process (GO): mitochondrial electron transport, cytochrome c to oxygen
Cellular component (GO): mitochondrial inner membrane
Molecular function (GO): enzyme regulator activity
Source: RefSeq, a predicted model, not a curated record
UGCGGUGCUUGAGACGAGCGACUGGUGUUGGUCGAGUCAUCCCCAAAGGACCAUCUUGCCGCCUAACAAUCCAGGCACUCCAAGGCCGUGAACGUUCCCGCUAGCCGAGCUCUGGAUAGAGAAUGACCUGAUCCUCCGACUCCGACUUCACAAAACCUCGAAAUCCACCACCAACGCCCACCCGGCCGAUCGAAACCCCUCCCCUCCACCGAUACACAUCGAAACACACAAAAAUGCAGCGUCAGCUUCUCUCCGCCGCCGCGCGCGCCGCCCGCGCCCCGGCCGUCCGCUCCACCGUCCAGCGCCGCUUCGCCAGCACCACCGAGAACGCUUUCAUCAAGGAGCGCGAGGCUGCCAAGCACCACGCCGAGGGCACCACCGGCCUCUGGCGCAAGAUCUCCAUCUACGGCUGCAUCCCCGCCCUCGGCCUUGCCGCCGCCAACGCCUACGUCCUCUGGAACGAGCACUGGGACCACUGGAGCCACAUGCCCCCUCUGGAGGAGCGCGUCGAGUACUCUUACCAGAACAUCCGCACCAAGAACUACCAAUGGGGCAACGGUGACAAGACCAUCUUCUGGAACGACAACGUCAACUACCACAACCCCGACAAGGCUUAAAUUAAGCCCGUUGAGUGUGAACGUGAUAUCGCUGAUUCAGGAGACGACGAGGGAGCGAUCCAUAGACUCGGGGUGUGACACGCCUGCUGAGGGGGUAGACUAUCCUGUACAUUUUCCCUAUGUCA